This is a messenger RNA of Nelumbo nucifera (sacred lotus), 2197 nucleotides long. RefSeq names its product putative trehalose-phosphate phosphatase F. Gene Ontology annotation, molecular function: trehalose-phosphatase activity. Lineage: Eukaryota; Viridiplantae; Streptophyta; Magnoliopsida; Proteales; Nelumbonaceae. Gene Ontology annotation, biological process: trehalose biosynthetic process. The record is from RefSeq and is a predicted model, not a curated record.
CCUCUGUAGCUUCCCUUCCUUCCCUCGUUUUCUCUUCGCGCAUAUAUGACGUUCGUCGUUCGUUUCCCUUUGUCUCUCUAUGGGUUUCUAGGUGUGUCUAUGCAAUUGUCGUAGCUUUAAACGCGGUUCUCUCUUUGUUUCUUCCAUCUAUAUUCUUCUUUCUUCCUUCUCAUAGCUUUCAUUGUUCAUCCUCGCCUUAGCCCUUGUUUAUGCUUUCUGAAAACGAUUUCACGGUUACUGUUGGUGGUCGGGAUCUGAGACUUUUGAUCACGUAACUGCAUUUCGAAGAUUGAAUCUUCUCGCGGUUCUGAUCCUUGAAAGGACCCUUACGGUGUGAGAGCUCGUGGUUCAGACUUCAGAACUCUUCUGGGGAUUAUAGAUCUAUAAAGCAGCACUCCCUCAAGUUUAACUCUGCACAUAAUGUUAUCUGAUAUAAAUGAUUUGUAGUUUUGGAGAUGAGAAGUUUUUGGGAAGUUUGCGCUUGAUGGACUGCUCGCAUAACAGCAGUGAUAAGAAAACUUUGAAGAGGUGGUUUUUCAUUGAUAAGAGAGUUGGGUGAAGAUACUAGAGAUUGCAGUGACAUCAUUUUGACUUGACGUGAAUUUUGGACCUGCCAGCUCUUACAUAUCACACAAUAUUUGUUUAAGCUUUAAACGCUUUUAAAGUGAUCUGGAUCCAAUGGAUUUGAAAUCAAACCAUGCAGCUCCUGUUCUCACUGACCCCAUACCCAUAAGCAAGUCAAGAUUAGGCAUCCAUACAAAUCUGUUGCCAUACUCCCCACCAGGAGGUUUGUUCUUAACAAUUCCAAGAAAGAAGCCCAUGCCAGGAAAGCUUGAUGAUGUCCGCAUCAGCAGUUGGCUGGAUGCCAUGGAAGCCUCCUCACCUCCUCGCAAGAAGCCAACUAAGGAUUUCAACAUUGAGGUUGCAUCUGAUGAUACUGACGCUUCUUACCGCUCCUGGAUGCUGAAGUAUCCAUCAGCACUUACAUCUUUUGAUGAAAUCACAAAUUAUGCAAUGGACAAGAGGAUAGCAUUGUUUCUGGACUAUGAUGGGACCCUUUCACCAAUUGUAGAUGACCCUGACCGUGCUUUUAUGUCUAACGCUAUGCGUUCUGCUGUGAGAAAUGUUGCCAAAUAUUUCCCAACAGCAAUAAUUAGUGGAAGGAGGCGUGAUAUGGUAUACGAAUUUGUAGGAUUGACAGAACUCUACUAUGCUGGUAGUCAUGGGAUGGACAUCAUGGGCCCGGUCAGACAUUCGGUGUCUGCUGAUGACCAUCCAAAUUGUAUUAGGUCUACUGACAAGCAGGGUAAGGAGGUAAAUCUGUUCCAACCUGCUAGUGAGUUUUUACCUAUGAUUGAUGAGGUUUUUAGAACCCUUGUCGAGAAUACAAAAGGAAUUAAAGGUGCAAAAGUUGAGAAUCACAAGUUUUGUACCUCUGUACAUUACCGUAAUGUAGAUGAAAAGAAUUGGCCUAUAGUUGCACAAUGUGUUCAUGGUGUGCUGAAAAAUUACCCACGUCUACGAUUAACUCAUGGGCGGAAGGUUUUAGAGGUCCGUCCUGUGAUUGACUGGGAUAAAGGGAAAGCCGUUGAGUUUCUUCUUGAGUCACUCGGACUAGGUGAUUCUGCUGAUGUUGUCCCAAUAUAUGUUGGAGACGACCGUACAGAUGAAGAUGCAUUUAAGGUCCUUCGUGAGGGUAAUCGCGGUUUUGGAAUUUUAGUAUCUUCAGUGCCAAAAGAUAGCAGUGCAUUCUACUCUCUGAGGGAUCCAUCAGAGGUCAUGGAAUUUCUCAAGUCCCUGGUGAGAUGGAAGAAAUUGAGUAAACUAUAAAGAAAAAAAACAUAUAUGAAGGAAUAGGACAGCCAGCUCGUUGAUAUGCGUAUAAUGCCCGUAUGUUUUUGAACUCUUAUAAGAAAUAAAUCAAAAGCUCAGAGAGGAGCCUACCUCGUGAGGCCGUCUUUGUUUGGUCCGAUGCUAUUCAUUUAUUUAUUUAUUAUACUUUUGUUGGUCUCGUCCAACGGUUUCUUUCCUUGUAAAUUCCAUCUUCUGCUAAUGCGGAAAUGAUGUCUGUAUUAAUCGCGUCUUCUUUUUUCUUUUUUUUUUCUUUUUUUUGUUCUUUUCAGAAUUUUGGUCUAAUGUUAUAUCUCGAAAUUCAUGUUUCUAUUGAAAAUGUUAUAUUAUAAGAUCAUUUUGGUAA